Pseudozyma hubeiensis SY62 is the source of this 2034-nucleotide messenger RNA. RefSeq names its product tRNA methyltransferase. Gene Ontology annotation, biological process: tRNA N1-guanine methylation; mitochondrial tRNA methylation. The transcript has a single exon. Bases 1 to 2034 code for a protein of 677 amino acids. Lineage: Eukaryota; Fungi; Basidiomycota; Ustilaginomycetes; Ustilaginales; Ustilaginaceae. Gene Ontology annotation, cellular component: mitochondrial matrix; cytoplasm. The record is from RefSeq and is a predicted model, not a curated record.
AUGCUCGCAAAGGUCUUCAAGACCCAAUUCAUUCGUCGUGCUGCUUCACCUGCGAUUCUCGAAAGCCUCACUCGCGCUCCAGUCCCGAGCCUCCGCAGCGCUCUCCAGCGUCCUGGCACCGAUACCGGUAGCAGCCGCAUCCCUCUUCUUGGUCCGCUCACGAUGUCGACCUCCUCUCUUGCAGCACAGGAUCCAUCCGCGAGGACAAUAACUACCCGCACCGCCAUGCGUCAGAACAAGCUCGUCGUUUCUGCCCCUGCAUCCGUUUCGCGGCUCACCGGCAACGAACCGCAGCUCGAAACCAUGCAAGGAGCACAAGAGCUUCUCGAACAGCUCAAACCCUCAUUUAUUUCGCAACACAGCUUGCAAGCCAUCGGACUGUCAGGGCGACAGCUGCCGCUCUUAACAAAGGACGAAAAGGUCAUGCCGUACCUCUUCAACGCAGCUGGUGUACGCUACGUCCAACCACAUCCAAACGGCGAUCCCUCGCAACGAUUCCUUCUCCUCAACGUCCCCUCUUCGUCACCCACACCCGACGUCAUCGUCUCCACCAUCUCGCAGCAUAACCUCGAGCACAUUCCCAGCUUCGAACUUUCCCUCGGCUACGACAACCUCUCAUCCGAUCAGAUACUCGAAGCUCUCCUGCCCUCCACCAUCGUUUCCGCCGACGGCGUGCCCACGGGCUUCACCAUAGUCGGACACAUCGCCCACCUGAACCUACUUCCGACAUACCUUCCCUUCCGCUACCUCGUCGGCUCCAUCAUCCUCUCCAAACACGCGCCCGCACUUCGAACCGUCGUCAACAAACUCGAUUCCAUCGACACCGAAUUCCGUUUCUUCCAGAUGGAGCUUCUCGCCGGAGAGCCCGAGUACAUCGCUCGAGUCAGCGAGAGCGACUGCACGUUCGAAUUCGACUUCAGGACGGUGUAUUGGAACUCGAGGUUGCAUGCCGAACACAUGAGGCUGAUCAGGAAGUGCAGACCGAACCAGGUCUUGGCGGAUGUGAUGGCAGGUGUGGGUCCGUUUGCCGUGCCAGCGGCGAAGAGGGGGGCGUGGGUGUUGGCGAAUGACCUCAAUCCGAGCAGCUACGAGAGUCUGGCGAAGAAUGCGAGGUUGAACAAGGUCGAGUUGGGAGACAAGGGGAGAAGGGAGCAGGAUGGAGGUUUGGUGGCCAGGUGUAUGGAUGGGAGGGAGUUUGUCAAGUGGAGUAUGGUCGAAACUUGGAACAGAGGAUUUGCGGGCAGGCCGCGGGGUUUCGAUGGUGAAAACGAGGAGGCCGAAGACGAGAGGUUGAGGGAGAGCGCUAGGAAGCAGGUGAAAGAACAGGCAAAGAAGAACCGUGCACUUCACGCCGCCCGUCAAGCAGCACCCACCGACACCACAACCACCGCCACCGCCGCGAUCUCAACCCUCUCCAUCACCGACACACCCGCGCCCCCCAUCGAGCGUCAUCCUUCGCCGCAACUCGUCUCGCACUUCAUCAUGAACCUCCCCGCCUCCGCGCUCGAAUUCCUCGACGCCUUCAUCGGAGCCUACACGCAUCUCUCCAGCAUCGUCGGCAAAGACGCGCUCGUCUCGCACCUCUCGCUCGCCUCCUCCUCUGCGCACCUCCACCCUCUGCCCAUGAUCCACGUCCACUGUUUCUCCAAAGACCCCUUCACGCCGGCACUGGACAUCCUCACGCGCGCCAACGCCGCUCUCUCCCUCCCUCCCCACUCCCCGCACCGGCUUAAAGCGAAACCCAUCCAACCACCUCCGCAGACCUUCGCUGGCCUCCGCAAAUCCUCUUCCACCCAGGACGUAGGGAACUACCUCACCUCCCACCCGAACUACCACAGGUACGCUUCCCUCACAUCGCCGCAGGAGUUCAUGCACGCCGUGGAACAGGAGUGGGUGGAAAGAGAUGCUGGAGAACAUACACCCGAACUGUCCAUCCACUACGUUAGAGAUGUUGCGCCUAACAAGCAGAUGUAUUGCUUGAGCUUCAGAUGCCCCGAGCAGGUGUUGUGGGCCGAUGAGACGCAGCAGGAGUGA